AAAAAAAAUGUCUUUCCUAAUGGACAGAAGCACUCCAUCAUCAACUCUUGUUCUGUGUCCUGCAAUGGAGCUCAAGGAUGAGAAGGAGACCCUCCUGUUUGACCCCUCCUUGCUUCAAAAGCAACCAAACUUACCCAAAGAGUUCAUCUGGCCUCACAAAGACCUUGUUAACACCCAAGAUGAGCUCAAAGAGCCGCUCGUAGACUUGUCAGGCUUCCUAAAAGGCAAUGAAGAAGCAACUUCCCAGGCAGCUGAGCUCAUCAGGACUGCUUGCACCAACCAUGGGUUCUUCCAAGUCAUCAACCACGGCGUCGACCCGGGCCUCAUACGUGCCGCGCAUGACGAGAUCGACACGAUCUUCAAGCUCCCCAUGAGCAAGAAGCUCGCCAUGAAGAAGAGGCCCGGAGGUGGGAAUGGUUACUCCGGCGCUCAUGCAGAUAGGUUCUCAUCCAAGUUGCCAUGGAAGGAGACAUUCUCUUUUGGGUUUCACAAGAAUGAGAGCUCUGAGCUUGUGGUGGUUGAUUACUUCAAAUCUGUCUUGGGUGAUGAUUUUCAACAUACAGGGUGGGUGUACCAGAAGUACUGUGAGGCAAUGAAGGAGCUAGCACUGGUGAUCAUGGAGUUGCUGUCGAUAAGCUUGGGGAUCGAUCGCAUGCACUACAGGGACUUCUUCGAGGAUGGGACUUCGUUAAUGAGGUGCAAUUUUUACCCGCCUUGCCUGAACCACGGGCUCACGUUGGGCACGGGUCCUCACUGCGACCCGACCUCUUUGACCAUCCUCCACCAGGACCAAGUUGGUGGCCUCCAAGUCUUUUCAAGCGAUAAAUGGCAAGCCGUCACGCCACGCCGAGACGCGCUCGUCAUCAACAUUGGAGACACUUUCAUGGCGUUAACGAAUGGGAGGUACAAGAGUUGCUUGCACAGGGCGGUGGUGGAUAGGGAGAGGGUGAGGAGGUCGCUGACGUUCUUUGCGUGCCCGAGAGAGGACCGGAUCCUGAGACCCCCGCCAGAUCUUCUCGGUACCAACAUGGAAGCGCCAAGGAAGUACCCGGACUUCACAUGGUCCGACCUCUUCGGGUUCACUCAGAACCACUACCGCGCUGAUGCCACCACCUUCGAAAGCUUCAUCAACUGGUUCCCAUCUUCCAAACCCUAAAUAUCUCUCUCUCUCUCUCUCUCUCUCUCUCUCAAGUGUUCACCUUAUUGUUCUUCUUGCUAGCCAGUUUCUCCUUCCUUUUCUCUUACUUUUUCUUUAUUAGUUUUUGGACAUGCAUGGGCUUUGGAUGCUGUGGAUCAUCAGUUGGUUUGUCUUAUAUGUGUCAUCACUUUGUCCCAUCUCUUGUCUGUACAUCCCCCAAAUCUUCCAUAUUUUGGAUCAUUUGGGCAUGUAUAUCAUUGUGUGUACGUGUUGGACUCUCUCAGCUUUCUUGCC
Messenger RNA from Rhodamnia argentea, 1432 nucleotides. RefSeq names its product gibberellin 20 oxidase 2-like. Gene Ontology annotation, biological process: response to light stimulus; unidimensional cell growth; flower development. The record is from RefSeq and is a predicted model, not a curated record. Bases 8 to 1156 code for a protein of 382 amino acids. The transcript is spliced from 3 exons. Lineage: Eukaryota; Viridiplantae; Streptophyta; Magnoliopsida; Myrtales; Myrtaceae. Gene Ontology annotation, molecular function: gibberellin 20-oxidase activity.